This is a messenger RNA of Penaeus vannamei (Pacific white shrimp), 765 nucleotides long. NCBI's taxonomy places the organism in Eukaryota, Metazoa, Arthropoda, Malacostraca, Decapoda, Penaeidae. The record is from RefSeq and is a predicted model, not a curated record.
AUGAGGGCAUAUUCUAUCAGCGUAAAAGCAAAACCGGCAACUAUGUCCAUUAUAGAGUUGACAGUUCGUGAUAAUUCCGGGGGUGUUGUGAACGCGACAGGCGGACUGAAGAAUACGGGCAGGGAUGGUAAUCCAUUGCCGCCCAUCACAGGUGAAGGUGAUACCAACAGUACUGACCACUUCACCGUACCCGGAAUUAACCAUGGUGACGAGGGCGACGACAUCCUUAUGACGGACGAACAGCUGGCCGCUCUCAACCUCAGCAGGUUAGCCAGGGACGAGCUCGAUGACAUGAUGCUGACGCGAGAGCAGCUGGCUGACAUCCUCAGCAGAAAGGCCACCACGGACCUCUGGAGACACUGGCCCGAUGUCAACGGUUUUCCACACAUUCCUUACACGUUUGAGGACGCCCUGGUGGACCAGACGAAGGUCGAGGCGGCCAUCCAGCACUGGAGGGACCACACCUGCCUCACCUUCACCGAGGUCCCCAACACGAGCACGGGGGAACGCAUCAAGUUCAUUCGGCACGCUACCUCCUGCAACUCCUACGUGGGGAUGGUCAGCGGCACUACCGGGCAGAUCAUUAAUGUGCCCGUGUGGUGUGAGGACUCGUUUGGCAGUCUGGUUCACGAGAUCGGGCACGCCAUAGGGCUCUGGCACGAGCAAUCGAGGUCAGACCGAGAUGACCACGUCGUAAUUCUCGAGGAUAACAUCAUUUCAACAUCGCUUCACAACUUCAACAAGUGGACGACCAACAAUUACGGG